AUGUCGAGCUCAGAGAUAAACCAGGUGCUCGCAAAUUCGUUGUCGCCUGAUGCGAACCUACGAAACGCUGCCGAGCAGCAACUCACCCAAGCUGCUGAAAGCAACUUCCCCCUAUACCUCGCGACCCUCGUACAAGAGCUAGCAAACGACUCUGCCGAUGGCUCCAUCCGAGCCGCCGCCGGUAUCGCUCUCAAGAACGCCUUCACAACCAGAGAUUUUGCUCGCCACCAAGAAUUGCAAGCAAAAUGGCUGCAGCAAACAGACGACGAGACCAAGACCCGGGUCAAGGAGCUUACCCUCCAGACUCUGAGCUCCUCAAACACCCAGGCUGGCACUGCCGCGGCCCAGGUUAUUUCUUCGAUUGCUGCUAUCGAGUUACCCCGUGGCCAGUGGAACGACCUGCUACCUUAUCUCGUCAAGAAUGUGAGCGAGGGCGCCGACCACCAGAAGCAGUCUUCUUUGACCACCAUCGGCUACAUCUGCGAGAGCCAAGAUCCAGAGCUGCGCAUGGCUUUGAUAACACACUCCAAUGCCAUCUUGACUGCUGUUGUGCAGGGCGCUCGAAAGGAGGAAGCGAACAUCGAGGUUCGCCUUGCUGCCAUUACCGCCCUUGGUGACUCACUCGAAUUUGUCGGCAACAACUUCAAACAUGAAGGCGAGCGAAACUACAUUAUGCAGGUUGUGUGCGAAGCCACACAGGCCGAUGACACAAGGAUCCAACAGGGUGCCUUUGGCUGCCUCAACCGAAUUAUGGCCCUCUACUACGAGAACAUGCGAUUCUACAUGGAGAAGGCUUUAUUCGGACUCACUAUCCUUGGAAUGAAAUCCGAGGACGAGGAUGUUGCUAAGUUGGCUGUUGAAUUCUGGAGCACUGUCUGCGAAGAGGAAAUUUCCAUCGAGGAUGACAACGCUCAGGUCGAGACCUCCGAUCAGAUGCGUCCUUUCUACAACUUUGCCCGUGUCGCUUCCGGCGAGGUUGUGCCGGUUCUCCUGCAACUCCUCACCAAGCAAGACGAGGAUGCCACCGACGACGAGUACAACCUGUCCCGCGCUGCUUACCAGUGUCUCCAGCUCUAUGCCCAGGCUGUUGGCUCUGCUAUCAUCACCCCUGUGUUGUCGUUUGUGGAGGCUAACCUGCGCAAUGAGGACUGGCAUAACCGAGAUGCCGCGGUGUCCGCUUUCGGUGCCAUCAUGGAGGGUCCCGACGAGAAGGUCUUGGAUCCUAUCGUCAAGCAGGCUCUUCCUGUCCUCAUCACCAUGAUGGACGAUGAGUCUCUCCAUGUCAAGGACUCGACUGCCUACGCUCUGGGCAGAAUCACCGAGGCUUGCUCCGAGGCCAUUGACCCUCAAGCACAGCUGCCUACAUUGAUUGAGUCGCUGUUCAAGGGUCUUCUCACUAGCGCCAAGAUGGCACCUUCAUGCUGCUGGGCCUUGAUGAACUUGGCUGAGCGUUUUGCUGGUGAUUUCGGCGCUUCCUCCAACGCCAUUACUCCCCACUUCAACAAUGCCGUCACUUCUCUACUUGACGUGACCGCCCGUACAGAUGCUGACACCUCGGUCCGAACCGCUGCCUAUGAGGUUCUUAACGUUUUUGUGCAGAACGCUGCUUCUGACAGCCUGCAGGCUGUUGCCUCUCUCUCCGACGUCAUCAUUAAACGACUUGAAGAGACCGUACCUCUGCAGAACCAGGUUGUCAGUGUCGAGGACAGGAUUACCCUCGAGGAGAUGCAGAACAGUCUGUGCACCGUACUCCAAGCCAUCAUCUCUCGCCUUGACAAGGAGAUCAUUCCUCAGGGUGAUCGCAUCAUGCAGAUCCUGCUCCAGAUCCUCAACAGCGUCGGUGGAAAGUCUAGUGUUCCUGAUGCCGUCUUCGCUACCAUUAGCGCCCUAUCAACCGCCAUGGAGGAGGACUUUGUCAAGUACAUGGAUGCUUUCGCCCCCUUCCUGUACAAUGCCCUCGGAAACCAGGAGGAGCCUAGUCUCUGCUCCAUGGCUAUUGGCCUGGUAAGCGACAUUACUCGAUCUCUUGGCGAGCGCAGCCAACCUUACUGCGACAACUUUAUGAACUACCUCCUUAACAACCUCAGGAGCACCGCCCUUGCCAACCAGUUCAAGCCUGCUAUCCUCCAAUGCUUCGGUGAUAUUGCCGGUGCUAUCGGUGGCCAUUUCGAGACUUACCUGUCUGUUGUCGCCCAGGUUCUGGAGCAGGCCACAACUGUCACUGCUUCUCCUGAGGGCCCUUACGAAAUGUUCGACUAUGUUGUCUCCCUGCGUGAAGGCAUUAUGGAUGCCUGGGGUGGCAUUAUUGGUGCCAUGAAGGUCAGCCAGAAGACCCAAGCCCUCCAGCAAUACGUUCAAGCCAUUUUCCACGUCCUCAACCUCAUUGCUGGCGAUAACAACCGAAGCGAGUCGUUGAUGCGUGCUUCUAUGGGUGUUAUUGGCGACCUUGCUGAUGCUUACCCCAACGGUGAAUUGGUUGAUGCUUUCCGUCAGGAGUGGCUCACAGCUAUGAUCAAGGAGACGAAGACCAACCGGGAGUUUCAACCUAGAACCAUUGAGACUGCUCGCUGGGCCCGUGAACAGGUUAAGCGCCAGCUUGGUGGUUCUCAGGCUGUCAUGGCCAACUGA
Molecule: messenger RNA, 2628 nt
Organism: Fusarium sp. VM40
Lineage: Eukaryota; Fungi; Ascomycota; Sordariomycetes; Hypocreales; Nectriaceae
Source: the annotation of a GenBank genome assembly